Galeopterus variegatus (Sunda flying lemur) is the source of this 1157-nucleotide messenger RNA. RefSeq names its product putative COBW domain-containing protein 7. NCBI's taxonomy places the organism in Eukaryota, Metazoa, Chordata, Mammalia, Dermoptera, Cynocephalidae. The record is from RefSeq and is a predicted model, not a curated record. Gene Ontology annotation, cellular component: cytoplasm. The transcript has 6 exons.
AUGUAGUUCACAGGAAUUCCAACUGUUCACAUUGGUUUUCUUUCUUUUAGAGUUGAUCUCUCUAAUGUAUUAGAUCUUCAUGCCUUUGACAAUCUCUCUGGAAUAAGUUUGCAGAAAAAACUUCAAAAUGUGCCAGCAACACAGCCUCACCUUGAUCAGAGUAUUGUUACAAUCACAUUUGAAGUACCAGGAAAUGCAAAGGAAGAAAAUCUGAAUGUAUUUAUUCAGAAUCUCCUGUGGGAAAAGAAUGUGAGAAACAAGGACAAUCACUGCAUGGAGGUCAUACGGCUAAAGGGGCUAGUGUCAGUUAAAGACAAACCACACCAAGUGAUUGUCCAAGGUGUCCAUGAGCUCUAUGAUCUGGAAGAGACACCAGUGAGCUGGAAAGAUGACACUGAGAGAACAAAUCGAUUGGUCCUUAUUGGCAGGAAUUUAGAUAAAGAUAUCCUUAAACAACUAUUUAUAGCUACUGUGACAGAAACAGAAAAGCAGUGAACAACACAUUUCACAGAAGACUGAGUUUGUCUAUAAUUCCUGAAGCAUUUCUUAUCAAAAGGACCGGGUGAUAAAAAUGAGAAUAAGUUUCUUUCUGGAUAUAUUUCAAUCAUCUAUUUUCUGUUAUGAAUUUCAGUGUACUUUAAAAUAAUAUUUAUUUUGUAGAAUACAUAAAAUUUAGUAAAUCAGUAUUGUAAAACAUUUGACAUUCAUGUAAUAAACUAUAAUAUCCUCUGAAGUUUUUUUCUUUUUGAAGAUAAGUAUUUCAGAAAAAUAUCUUUCAGAUUGGAUUUGGAGUUUAUAUAUGCUGAACGUCUCACCUGUGGAAGUUAUUUAUAAUAAUGAUGAUAAAACGUUCUUCAACAUUAUCAGUUUCCCUUAGAACUUCAGCUGAUUACAGAAAUAUAAUGACUAUAUUUUUAUUAACAAAAUUUUUAAACAACAAAUAGCAUUUUUAUUAAAUGAAAUAAAAGGUUUGUGUGGCUAGAGACUUAAAAGUGGAAGAAAUCUGAGUCAAAUAAAUUAAUUUAAACCAUGUCUAAUUCUUAAUGCUAAGCCUUAUUGGUAGUCAGUGUAAUGAAACUUCAGGCAUUUAUUUUGUAAUAUAUUCCAGUUGUAGAGCUUUUAAUUUUAAGUAAACUUUGCUACUGGUAUUAAAUUCA